UAGGCGUGGGCCUGAAGCACGUGGGAGGGCGCUGGCAGGACUGACGGCCUCCGUCUCGAGAUCUGGUCUCCUCGGCUUGGCCCACUCCUGGCUUCCGGGCCCGCAGACACCACCGCCUGCCUCCUGCACCUACAAGCGGGAGGACGACGCGCCAGCUGCUGCCGGCCUCCCGGCGUGCCCAUGAUCACCCUGUGCCUUUCGACUCUGCGAGGCCUCCACAGAGAAAGAUGUAUCAUGCAGACCCAUAGUGUAGCUGAAAGUGAGCAAUGCCAUGGAUAACGGCCUAAGGAGUUCUGUGUGAGCUGGUGGCUCCAGGCUUCAGCUGACAAUGACACUGGGAAAGGAGCUGGCUUCUCCUCUUCAAGCUAUGUCUUCCUACACUGCGGCUGGCAGGAAUGUUCUCAGAUGGGACCUUUCUCCAGAGCAGAUCAAGACGAGGACAGAGCAGCUCAUAGCACAGACCAAGCAGGUGUACGACACCGUGGGGACAAUCGCCCUGAAAGAAGUAACUUAUGAGAACUGUCUGCAGGUGCUGGCUGACAUAGAAGUGACGUACAUAGUGGAAAGGACCAUGCUGGACUUCCCUCAGCACGUGUCAUCUGACAGAGAAGUGCGGGCUGCAAGCACAGAAGCAGACAAAAGGCUUUCUCGUUUUGAUAUUGAGAUGAGCAUGAGAGAAGAUGUGUUUCAGAGAAUUGUUCAUUUACAAGAAACAUGCGAUUUGGAGAAGAUAAAGCCUGAAGCCAGGCGAUACUUGGAAAAGUCAAUUAAAAUGGGAAAAAGGAAUGGACUCCAUCUUUCAGAACACAUAAGAAAUGAAAUCAAAUCAAUGAAGAAGAGAAUGAGUGAGCUAUGCAUUGACUUCAACAAGAACCUCAAUGAGGACGACACUUCCCUUGUAUUCUCCAAGGCUGAACUUGGUGCUCUUCCUGAUGACUUCAUUGACAGUUUAGAAAAAACAGAUGAAGACAAGUACAAAGUUACCUUAAAGUAUCCUCACUACUUCCCUGUCAUGAAGAAAUGCUGUGUCCCUGAAACUCGAAGGAAGAUGGAAAUGGCUUUUCAUACCAGGUGCAAACAGGAAAACACCGCAAUUCUGCAACAGCUCCUCCCGCUGCGAGCUCAAGUGGCCAAGCUGCUGGGCUAUAACACCCAUGCUGACUUUGUCCUUGAACUGAACACUGCGAAGAGCACCAGCCGCGUGGCCGCCUUUCUAGAUGAUUUAAGCCAGAAAUUGAAACCCUUGGGUGAGGCAGAACGGGAGUUUAUUUUGAGCCUGAAGAAGAAGGAAUGUGAAGAGCGAGGUUUUGAAUACGACGGGAAGAUCAAUGCAUGGGACCUCCAUUACUACAUGACACAGACAGAGGAGCUCAAGUACUCGGUGGACCAGGAGUCCCUUAAGGAGUACUUCCCCAUUGAGGUGGUCACGGAAGGCUUGCUAAGCAUCUACCAGGAGCUGCUGGGACUUUCAUUUGAACAAGUGCCCGAUGCUCAUGUUUGGAAUAAGAGCGUUUCACUUUACACUGUGAAGGAUAAAGCUACAGGAGAGGUCCUGGGGCAGUUCUACCUGGACCUCUAUCCAAGGGAAGGAAAAUACAACCAUGCAGCCUGCUUCGGUCUCCAGCCAGGCUGCCUUCUCCCUGAUGGCAGUCGGAUGAUGUCUGUGGCCGCCCUGGUGGUCAACUUCUCUCAGCCUGUAGCAGGUCGGCCCUCUCUCCUGAGACAUGAUGAAGUGCGGACUUACUUCCACGAGUUCGGUCACGUCAUGCAUCAGAUCUGUGCGCAGACUGACUUUGCACGAUUCAGUGGAACAAACGUGGAAACUGACUUUGUAGAGGUGCCAUCACAAAUGCUUGAAAACUGGGUGUGGGACGUUGAUUCCCUGCGAAAACUGUCAAAGCAUUAUAAAGAUGGACACCCUAUCACAGACGAGCUGCUCGAGAAGCUUGUUGCUUCUAGGCUGGUCAACACAGGUCUUCUGACGCUGCGCCAAAUUGUUUUGAGCAAAGUUGACCAAUCUCUCCAUACCAAUGCGACUCUGGAUGCCGCGAGCGAAUACGCUAAAUACUGCACAGAAAUUCUGGGAGUUGCAGCUACGCCAGGCACAAAUAUGCCAGCUACUUUUGGACACUUGGCAGGAGGGUAUGAUGGCCAAUAUUAUGGAUAUCUUUGGAGUGAAGUGUUUUCCAUGGACAUGUUUCACAGCUGUUUUAAAAAAGAGGGGAUCAUGAAUCCAGAGGUUUCUUUGUACGUUUUCUGUGGGAGGCAUCCUUUUUCUGUGGCCAGCGUACUCCACCUACUACAGAGUUGGAAUGAAAUACAGAAACUUAAUCCUGAAGCCUGGGGGGUCCCUGGACGGCAUGGACAUGCUCCAGAAUUUCUUGCAACGUGAGCCAAACCAAAAAGCAUUCCUAAUGAGUCGAGGCCUGAAUGGUUCGUAAGCCAGGGAUCCUGGGAGUUGUCCAUGUCUGGAGGACAAGUCAACACUGUCAUGUGGUGCCGGCCUGGAGACUGAAGAGAGUUUUACAAAAGAAAACUUAGAUUUCUAUUGAUUUGCUUUUGUUUUUUAAUUUUAAAAAUUAUACAGAUGUAAAUGGAAUUAUAAAUACUGUGACCUAAGGAAAGACCAACUAAAAAUAAUUGUACUAUAAAGUUUCAUAAAAAUGGAUUUGAUUUCUUUUGAUAAAAGUUUCAUAUGAAUGUAAUUUGAUUUUUUUUACAGUUAUAAUCCAGAUAAUAUAAUGUAAGAGGGCUAAGACAUUUUAAAUUGAAUCACAUACAUGAUAUAAUUUGAUCCUUCUUAUAUCUUGAAGUUUUAUACUUGCGAUCUCUGGACUGAUAAAUGAAUCACCACAUUCUCUCUGGUAAAUAUUUCCUCCGAGCCCUGUGUCAACCUUGACCCUCUGCCUCAGAGCUAGGCGACAGUCUGCCUGCGUGUGUCAAGGCCAGCACAACAUGUUUCAGUAGUGUUUGUCUUUUGUAGUGAGCUUCAUGAUUCUUAGUUUCCUAUCACAAUUAUAUUCCUCCUCUUGGAUAAUUUUUUUAAAUUUUAUUUUAACUAGUUAUAUGUGUGUGUGUGUGUGUGUGUGUGUUUUGUGUCUUACACUAGAAGCUCAAAUGUCAACUCUUCUGUUGCAGUCACAGUGAGAAAAGCAGGUAAAGUGAGAGGAAUUCAGGUAUCCUUUGGGUUCCCAUUCCUUUUAGUACUCGCUGUGUAUUUUGCUUAUAUUUUUUAUUUUGUUUGUUUGAGGUACCAUCUCACCAUGGAGCCAGAUUGGCCCAGAACUCGAGGUAAUUCCCCUGCUUCAGCUUCCCAAGCCUUAAGACCCAGGCGUGAGCCACUACACUCAGCUCAGUUCUCUUGUUUCUAAUCGGGAUUCUGACCUUGCCUCCCAGAAAGUGACAGUGGACCCUGUAGUCACAGUGUGUUGAAGUGCCAGGGGCAGAACUAAGUUUUUUUUUUUUUUGGUUCUUUUUAUCAGAGCUGGGGACUGAACCCAGGGCCUUGCGCUUCGUAGGCAAGCGCUCUACCACUGAGCUAAAUCCCCAACCCCCAGAACUAAGCUUUUAACACUCCAGAAGAGAGUGGGUUGGAGUGGAGCGUUGGAGAGCGGCUGCUCCCAGUGUUCUGUGGGCAGCUGAGCUGUGGGGAAGGCUCCUCAGCAGCCUGCUUCGUAUGGAGACUGUUAAGUGAGCCUCCAGAUCUCUAACUCCUUUUAUUAGGUCUAAGUUUCCAGAGCAGCAACAGGGCAGUGAGCUCACAGCACUAGUGUAGCUCUGGGAGUCUACUCACAAAGGAAACCGGGUGGGAUUCUGGAGAAAAUGUCGGUGAACUGUGACCGCACUUUCCACUGACCUUUGAGCUGUUUCACAUACCUGAAGAAUGACUUUGCUGGCAGGCAGCGAAAUUAGAGCCUGUCUGUUUGUUAGACCAAGUGGACUUUGUGUUAAAUAAAAUAUUAUGUCAUGUAAUAAAGUUAUACAGAGUACCAAGAGCUGUGCACAGCAGGGAAGCCCUUUGUUCGUGUAGUUUGAUUUGAUUUUUGCAGUGCUGGGCAUUCAAACCUCCAGCUUCUUCACCCAUGCCGGCAAGUGCUGUGCUCGCCCCAGCUGUUUUUAUGGUGGUGGUAGAAACCUCUGGAAGAUUCUAGAUUCUCACAUCUGUCCCCACCCCCAUUUUUUCUACUUUCAGACAAAAAAAAACAACUCUCUUCAGCUUUCUCUAGUAUUGCCCAGAAUGUCUCUUUCAAAAUGACUUCUGUCAUAAAUCUGACUUUCCUUGGGAAAGCUAAUAGCCAGUGUGUGAAAGACUGCACACAAUAAAGUUGCAUCAUUGUCCACGAGAA
This is a messenger RNA of Rattus norvegicus (Norway rat), 4346 nucleotides long. The record is from RefSeq and is a predicted model, not a curated record. Lineage: Eukaryota; Metazoa; Chordata; Mammalia; Rodentia; Muridae.